AUGGAGAGGGAAAUGAAUGUAACAUAUGUAACUCUUGGUGGGCAUGUUGAAGUAGACAAAUACAGAUAUGUUUAUUUUUUGAUCAUGUUCACAGCAUAUAUUCUAAUAAUCUGCAGUAAUUCUAUUAUUGUGUACCUUAUCUGGUUCCACCAAAACCUCCAUGAGCCUAUGUACAUUUUCAUUGCAGCGUUGUUAGUGAACUCUGUUCUCUACAGCACUAAUAUCUACCCAAAGCUUUUGGUUGACUUUUUAUCUGAAAAACAGAUCAUAUCUUAUUCAGCUUGUCUCUUUCAGUGUUUUCUAUAUUACUCUUUAAACAGUUCAGAGUUCUUACUGUUGGCAGCCAUGUCCUAUGACAGAUAUGUGUCUAUAUGUAAACCUCUGCAAUAUCACACUAUCAUGAGAAAAACAACAGUCCGCAUCUUUCUGGGUGUAGCUUGGUUUGCGCCUGCUUGUCAGAUUGCAGUUACAGUAUCAAUUGGGGCCCUUGCUAAACUCUGUAACUUUACUUUGAAAGGGAUCUUUUGCAAUAAUUUAAUUUACAAACUUCACUGUGUGAGCUCAAUAGGACUCACUGUGUACGGUUUGAGUAUCUUUUUCAAUGUUACAAUUCUCCCUUUGGCUUUCAUAAUCUUUUCAUACACAAAGAUAUUCAUUGUACUGUACCACAGUUGUAGAGAAGUGAGGAUGAAAGCUGCACAGACCUGCAUACCUCAUCUGUUGGUUUUAAUCAGCUUUUCUUUUCUGUUUACUUAUGAUAUUGUUAUAGUUAAACUGGAAAUUGAGUUUCCAAAAACUACACAUUUAAUAAUGACUUUACAAGUGAUUUUGUAUCAUCCUCUGUUAAAUCCAAUCAUUUACGGACUCAAAAUGAAAGAGAUUAAUAAACACAUAAAGAGGUUGUUCUGUCUAAAUAAACUGAAAAAAUGUAUCAACAUAUGA
This is a messenger RNA of Etheostoma spectabile (orangethroat darter), 942 nucleotides long. Its product is annotated as olfactory receptor 52A5. Lineage: Eukaryota; Metazoa; Chordata; Actinopteri; Perciformes; Percidae. The transcript has a single exon. Gene Ontology annotation, cellular component: membrane. The coding region runs from base 1 to 942 and encodes 313 amino acids. Gene Ontology annotation, molecular function: odorant binding; olfactory receptor activity; G protein-coupled receptor activity. Gene Ontology annotation, biological process: detection of chemical stimulus involved in sensory perception of smell; G protein-coupled receptor signaling pathway. The record is from RefSeq and is a predicted model, not a curated record.